Molecule: messenger RNA, 6745 nt
Organism: Numida meleagris (helmeted guineafowl)
Lineage: Eukaryota; Metazoa; Chordata; Aves; Galliformes; Numididae
Gene: SV2A
Product: synaptic vesicle glycoprotein 2A
Exons: 14
Coding region: 3567-5750 (727 amino acids)
Biological process (GO): chemical synaptic transmission; transmembrane transport
Cellular component (GO): membrane
Molecular function (GO): transmembrane transporter activity
Source: RefSeq, a predicted model, not a curated record
CUGAAUUUGGGGUAGUGCACCCAGACUCUGGUGGCUGACAGGCUCCAUGUGGGCCGGCACACCCGCGGUGAGGAGCACAGACCACUGAGUCUGUUGUAUCCUUAGAUGCUGUCAACCCAGAGAGCCCAGUCAGAUGGCCGGGACAUUUGGAGAAGUAAUUUGGGAAGGAAACCUGCUCUCCCGAGUCCUUGCCUAAUGAGAUCUCGUUUUGAUGUUGUUCACAAGAAUGGGAAGCCAUUCUAGCUGUGGUUCUGGGAAUGAUAUCAACUGGGGGGCAGCAUGAGUUAAGCAGCUGGGGGAGGAGGCAGAGCGGGUCUGUUCUCCAUGUGGUCUGUAUACUUCCUGGGGCCAGGUUGCCAGCACUGCCCUGCCCCUCCUGAUGGAUUCGGUGACUUCGCACCAUUGAGGCUGACAACUGGGGACGCGUAAAAGCUGAGUCUGUGGAUGGAAAAUUUGGCACCUUCCUCAGCAGCGGGGAAAGUGAGGAGGAUGGAGGCUUGGCCUGCUGCAGAGCUCCGUUCAGGAAGGCGCAAGAGCCUGCUAUGGGAGACAGGGAGAGAGGUGUUGGCUUUCUGUGCACGAGGCUUCAAAUUCAAGUGAUUCAGAUGCACAGAAAGGCUAAAAUUGACCUUUAGCUUCAAUCUCUGCUCACCCUUUUGGGCCAGAGAGAAAGAAUGGUGCCACGCUUUGCUUUUGUCGUCAUGGGGUGGUUUGGGAAGUGCCUGUGAGGUAUGCAGAAACCCAGAGCCUGGCUGGGGAAAUAGCAGAGCCCAUCUACAAGCUCUGUUUCCCCUCUGCUGAUGCUGCCUUUGGCACGUGAGUGACCACUGAAGGAUCUGUGAGGCGAACUGGAAGGGCUCUGCGUUCAUCUCAGUUGCGCUCUAAUUAUAUUUUAUCAGGGGCUGUAAUAAAAGUAACAUCUACACUGUUCUCACUCUCCUCCUAGCACAGACAUGCAUAAAUCUAGCUUUCCUGGUUCGGGACUGGUGGAGGAGAUCUGGGGCUCUGUACUGUGAACGAUUUCCAACGCCACUCCUGCUCGCAUCAUUUCUUUCAUAGAAAGUUGCCUGGGAGGCAUCCAACCUGGAGCUGUUGCACCGCUCUGCUCUGAUGGCAAAACUGCAGGAAGAGCGCGGCGCCCACGUCCUCGACCUCUGAGGCUCUGUGCUGGCUGCAGCUGGUGCACAACGUGAUCAAGGGAAGUCAUGGCACUGUUUGGCUGCGGUUCCUCCACCUGUGCUAGGAGGAGAGUGAGAGUGGCUUCACAGCGGCUGCAUUAACGAGCUAAGCUGAAGUGGGAGGAGAAAAUGGCUCAGGUGUAAAUCAGCAGCAGAUUGUGGCUGGUUAAGAGGGCAGGAGCUGCGAGGGGCUCUGCUGGGUGCUCUGAGCAGCUGGGCUGGGGGUGUUUUUCUUAAGAGACUCCUGAGGGGUGCAGUUUACAUCAUGCCCAGUGUUUGUCCUCAUCUUCCCAUGCACGUGGCUGUAGUUUGUCCUUUUCUGCUCUCGUGCCUGUGUUGGUGUACGUCCAGAUGAGUAAUAAUGCUCCUUUAGGCACGGGGAAGGUGGGCGGAGUGCUGGAAUCCCCUGCUGCAGGUGCUGGGUGCAGGGCAGGGCCUCAACACAGCAGAGAAGGCAACUCUGAAGCAGAACAAAGAGCAGAACAGCGCUGUGGGGUUUAAUUUGUGGUGGAUGGGGAGCCCAGCUGGAAGCUGCACUGCUCUCAGGAGCACCAAGUGGACGCGUGGAGUGCAGGGAGGGUCUCAGCACUGGGCUGGAGAGCUGAGGGCAGGGAAGAACUGGAUGCCAAGCUCUGAGCGGACAAAGCCAAGCAGCUGAGAGAAACCCACAACAGCUCCAGCAAUGAAAAGAAAAGCAGUCCUGGAAUGGAAACGAUCGUGCCAGGGAGAGGCAAACGGCCACCCAUCGAUCGGGCCUCAGUGCACGCUGUAAGCGCAACGCCUCGGUGCUGCAGCUGGGUCACCUUGCCAGCUCGUGUCCCGGUGCUGCCAGCGUCACCGCCCGGCAAGAGGGUGCUCCUCUCCAGAGCUGAGCAGAGUGCUGCUGGCUCUGCGGGAGCUCAGGCGCAGGACGUUGCACCCUCCCAUUCGGUGCCAUUUGCAGCACAGCCUCGGGUUUAAUUUCGCAGCCACCUCAGCCUGCCUCUCUGGUUAAGCUGAUGUGAUGCAUGCGUGUGUGCAGGGACUUCUAUUUUAAUGCUGUUGCUGGCAAAAAAUAGAUGCUUUCUCCCUCCAGGAUAGGGAACAGCCGUGGUCUGGGCUGGGUGGGAAGGGAUGGAUAGGACCAGAGCCCCCUCCCCACUGUCUGCACGUUGGGGAUUUGGGGGAGUCUGGCAGGGGUGAGUGGAAGAUGGAGAGAGCUCUGCAGCUCGCCUUGGCCAUGCUCAAGCUUUUUCAGUUGUGUUAGAGAUCCCUAGCUCAGCCACAAUGCAUCAUUGGGGGUUAUUUCCAAUGGGAGCUCAAUUCUUUCCCAGCUCAGUCCUUCCCCACGCUGGUCCCGCUGCGUCCCAGCCCCAGGUCCCUGUCUCCAACCCCUGCUUGUGUGGUCUGAGAGUCUCUGCUGCCCCAGCACCAGUCUGGGGACUGUCUCCAACCCUUCCUGUGCCUGUGGCAGACUUCAGUCUCGUGUAUGCCCACAUCAUUCCUCAUCCUCUGCUUGAAGGAGGUCAGGGUCCUACUGGGCUCUGCUGAUGGCUGUGGGGCUGAGCUCCGGGAGCUGAGGCUGGCUCAGCUCGUGGCACGUUGGGAACGCAUCGCUCCAUGUCCCCCCACCGCCCCAAAAAGCCAUCGGAGGGCUCUGUGCCGUAUCCUGAUGGAGGGCCGAGCCUGGCCAGUCCAGGCGGAGAAAAUCUGAUCUGAAGCAAUCGAAAUUCACCCCUGAGGAGGAUGUGACUCAGAUCUGCCUGGCUGUGCUUCCAUCUGCCCGCGGCCGUGGUGGGAGCAGGGGGAGAAGCUGCCAGAGCAGCUCUGAACGCCGUGAAACCCUUUUGCUCCGCACUGAACCCCCAUUGUGGGGCCGGGACCCACUGCUCACACCCCACAGAGCUGUCCCCAGAGCAUCUCCAGCACCACAGCCCCGACCCCAGGGGAGCUCCCGGCUCCCGGCAGAGCGUUGCAUCCCUUCGGCUCUGCUACAACCAAAGGACCUGAGAGAGCCCCCCCUCACUGGUACCCCCCCCCCCCCCGCCCCGCUGUAGCACAGCCCUCCCCAUCGCCUCCCUUCUCAGGCUGUCGCAAUGGACUCUCCCAGCGCUUGGUGCGUGUGGCGGAGGCUGCAGCGCUGACGCCGGGCUGGUACCCGCGGGCUGCUCCUGCUGGAUCCCCACGAGCAUCCUUCCUCCUCGCAGCAUCCUUCCUUCCCGGAGCAUCCUUCCUCCUCGCAGCCAGCGCUGGAGCGGACCACGCACUGACACAGGUGCGGGCCACGCGGAUGGGUAGCGCCACUGCCCGGCCCCCCACAUCCCACUGCAGCCCCUGGGCGUGAGGGCUCAGUCCUGACGCAGAGACCCCCCCCGAAGUCCCACGCCGCUGUCCCGUCCCAACAUCACCAUGGAUGAAAGCUUCCGAGACCGGACGGCAUUCAUCCGUGGUGCCAAGGACAUCGCCAAGGAGGUGAAGAAACAUGCGGCCAAGAAGGUGAGCAAGGGCAUGGACCGCGUGCAGGACGAGUACACCAAGCGCUCCUACAGCCGCUUCGAGGAGGAGGAGGACGACGAGGACUACGCGCCGCAGGACGGCUACUACCGGGGCAGCGAGGGGGCGGCUGAGGAGGAGGGGGCUUCCAGUGACGCCACUGAGGGGCACGAUGAGGAGGAUGAGAUCUACGAGGGCGAGUACCAGGGCAUCCCGCGGCAGGACUCGAUGAAAGGCGGCGAGCGGCUGGGGGGUGAGGUGACCCCCGGGGCCUUCGAUGACAGCGAGGGGCAGCGGCGCAAGGACAAGGAGGAGCUGGCGCAGCAGUACGAGCUCAUCCUGCAGGAGUGCGGCCACGGGCGCUUCCAGUGGAGCCUCUACUUCGUGCUGGGACUGGCGCUGAUGGCCGACGGCGUGGAGGUGUUCGUGGUGGGCUUCGUGCUGCCCAGCGCCGAGAAGGACAUGUGCCUCUCCGACUCCAACAAGGGCAUGCUGGGGCUCAUCGUGUACCUGGGCAUGAUGGUGGGCGCGUUCCUGUGGGGCGGGCUGGCCGACCGCCUGGGCCGAAGGCAGUGCCUCCUCAUCUCCCUCUCCGUCAACAGCGUCUUCGCCUUCUUCUCCUCCUUCGUCCAGGGCUACGGCACCUUCCUCUUCUGCAGGCUGCUCUCGGGCGUGGGCAUCGGCGGUUCCAUCCCCAUCGUCUUCUCCUACUUCUCCGAGUUCCUGGCGCAGGAGAAGCGCGGCGAGCACCUGAGCUGGCUCUGCAUGUUCUGGAUGAUCGGCGGCAUCUACGCCUCCGCCAUGGCCUGGGCCAUCAUCCCGCACUACGGCUGGAGCUUCCAGAUGGGCUCGGCGUACCAGUUCCACAGCUGGAGGGUCUUCGUCCUGGUGUGCGCCUUUCCCUCUGUCUUCGCCAUCGGAGCGCUGACCACCAUGCCCGAGAGCCCCCGCUUCUUUCUGGAGAACGGCAAGCACGACGAGGCCUGGAUGGUGCUGAAGCAGGUCCACGACACCAACAUGCGGGCCAAGGGGCACCCCGAGAGGGUCUUCUCGGUCACCCACAUCAAGACCAUCAAGCGGGAGGACGAGCUGAUCGAGAUCCAGGCGGACACGGGCGCAUGGCACCGCCGCUGGCUGGUGCGCUGCCUCAGCCUCUCGCAGCAGGUUUGGAGCAACUUCCAGCAGUGCUUCGCGCCCGAGUACCGCCGCAUCACGCUGAUGAUGAUGGCCGUGUGGUUCACCAUGAGCUUCAGCUACUACGGGCUGACGGUGUGGUUCCCGGACAUGAUCAAGCACCUGCAGAACAUCGACUACGCCUCGCGCACCAAGCUCUUCACCCGCGAGAAGGUCCGGCACUUCACCUUCAACUUCACCCUGGAGAACCAGAUCCACCAGGGCGGGGAGUACUUCAAUGACAAGUUCAUUGGGCUGAAGAUGAAGUCGGUGAUUUUUGAGGACUCGCUGUUCGAGGAGUGCUACUUCGAGGACAUCACCUCCAGUAACACCUUCUUCAAGAACUGCACCUUCAUCUCCACCAUCUUCUACAACACAGACCUCUUCGAGUACAAGUUCAUCAACAGCCGCGUGCUGAACAGCACCUUCCUGCACAACAAGGAGGGCUGCCAGCUGGACUUCAGCGAUGACAACAAUGCCUACAUGAUUUACUUCGUCAGCUUCCUCGGCACCCUGGCCGUGCUGCCCGGGAACAUCGUCUCGGCGCUGCUCAUGGACAAGAUCGGCCGCCUCCGCAUGCUGGCCGGCUCCAGCGUGAUGUCCUGUGUGAGCUGCUUCUUCCUCUCCUUUGGGAACAGUGAAUCUGCCAUGAUCGCGCUGCUCUGCCUCUUCGGCGGCGUCAGCAUUGCCUCCUGGAAUGCCCUCGACGUGCUCACCGUGGAGCUCUACCCCUCCGACAAGAGGACGACGGCGUUCGGGUUCCUCAACGCUCUCUGCAAGCUGGCGGCCGUGCUGGGCAUCAGCAUCUUCACCUCCUUCGUGGGCAUCACCAAGGCCGUGCCCAUCCUGCUCGCCUCCGCCGCGCUCGCCCUGGGCAGUUCCCUGGCCCUCAAACUGCCCGAAACGCGCGGGCAGGUCCUGCAGUGAGGGGGGGGGAACGGGGGGGUCACCCCGCGCACCCCCAUCCCCGCUCCCCUCCUGCCCCUCCCCCUCCCUCUCCCCCCUUUUCGUCCUCGUUAGACACUGUGAAACGUCUUCUUGGAGCAUUUGGGAUUUAUUUUUUAUUUUUGUUUUCGUUUUCAUUCAUUUGCACAUCCCCUCUCCGGUUGCUUUUCCCGUACCCCAAAUCUGAGUCCCCCCCCCACCUCCUCUCCCCCCAUUUCAUCUCCUCUGUGCAUCGCUGCUCGCUGGGGGGGUGGCAGGGGGUCCCCACGUCCCUGUGGGCUGGGAUGGGGGGGGAGGAGGAGGAGGAGGAAGGCUCAGACCUCACAGUGCAGUGCGUGGGGCUCUGUGCCUCAGUUUCCCCAUCUGUGGGAGGCGCUGAGGGGGGCACGGACCCCCAGGAAGAGCAUGGGGGUGGGGGGAUGGGGGUGCACGGAACUUUGGGGUUCGCAGCAUCUUGGGGUGCACGACCCAUGGGGCUGCAGGGAGCAGUGGGGUGCACGGCCCCUCCCUGGUGCACAACAUCCUGGGGUGCCCCAUGUGUUGGGGUGCGCGAGCUGACGGGGUGUUUGGAUCAGUGGGGGGGGGGGCACACGACACUGGGGUGCACAACCCCUCCUGGUGCACAAUGUGUUGGGGCACACGGAGCAUUGGGUUGCACGAGCCCUGCCGGUGCAUGGCAUCUUGGGGCGCGCUGUAUGUCGGGGUGCACAACAUCUUGGGGUGCACAACCCCGUGGUCUGCGUGGAUCAGUGGGUGGGGUGCACGACGCCUUGGGGUGCUCAGCCCCCCGGGGUGCCUGCAGAGUUGGGGAGCACAACACUUCCUGGUGCGCAGCAUCUUGGGGUGCACAGAGCUUUGGGGUGCACAGCACCUUGGGGUGCACGACCCUACGGGCUGCACGGGUCAGUGGGUGGGGUGCACUGAAUGGUGUUGGGGUGCACGGAGCAUGGGGGUGCACAGCCCCCCCGGAGGAGGUU